Molecule: messenger RNA, 3281 nt
Organism: Telopea speciosissima
Lineage: Eukaryota; Viridiplantae; Streptophyta; Magnoliopsida; Proteales; Proteaceae
Product: CCR4-NOT transcription complex subunit 10-like
Exons: 6
Coding region: 375-2921 (848 amino acids)
Biological process (GO): mRNA catabolic process; negative regulation of translation
Cellular component (GO): CCR4-NOT complex
Molecular function (GO): protein binding
Source: RefSeq, a predicted model, not a curated record
GAGAAAGGUGAAGAACUCAGAAAUGCGAGGCCAAAACGGCGAAACCCAACAAAAAGAAGAACCUAGCUCUGUCUCUCUCCAUCCGAAUCUCUCAAUCUGAUUAAGCCAAGAGGCACUCCUCUCUGCAAAUUAAACUCAUCUGAGACUAAGAACACAUAGCGAGUUUGUUAUCUAAAUGGCUGCGAGUAACUCUAGGGUUUCAGUCAUUGAAACUGCUCUGCUUUCACUCUGAGAUGGAAGACGAAACCCUCAAAUGCCCUAUACAGAAAUUCAAGCCUGUCUGACGUUAUUUCAACUGAGAUUAAAGACAACAAAGGAGGUUUUUUUUUGAGGUUAUCUAGGUUUGUUUCGUAUUUGGCUCGUUCGAUCUGCUAAUGGACUCCCGAGAUUUAUCGUCUUCAGCCGCUGCAAGUAGAGAAGGUUCCUCGGCGGAUGAAGAUGGCCUACUCUCCGUUACUGCCGGCCUUGCUAAGGAGGCGGCUUUGUUGUUUCAGUCGCGGAGGUAUACGGAAUGCAUCGAUGUGUUGAAUCAGCUCCUACAGAAGAAAGAAGACGAUCCAAAGGUUAUUCAUAAUAUUGCUGUUGUGGAGUACUUUCGUGAUGGUUGUUUUGAUCCAAGGAAGCUACUUGAAGUGCUUAAUAAAGUUAAGAGAAGAAGUGAAGAGCUUGCUUGUGCAUCAGGAGAGCAAGUGGAAGUUUCUGGCAGUGUUGGUAAUAAUGUUGUUUCAGGGCCUAAAGGAAGCACUGUGACACCACAUCAAUUUUUGGCUGCAAACAGUUCCAGUAUUGCCUACACAGAUGAAUUUGACACUUCUGUUGCUACCUUGAACAUCGCUGUUAUCUUGUUCCAUCUUCAUGAAUAUGCAAAUGCACUAUCAGUUCUGGAACCGUUAUAUCAGAAUAUAGAACCCAUAGAUGAGACAACGGCUCUUCACAUAUGCCUUCUGUUACUGGAUGUUGCUCUAGCUUCACAUGAUGCAUCAAAAGCUGCAGAUGUUAUUCAGUAUCUGGAGAAAGCUUUUGGAGUAGGUUAUAUGAUUAAUCAAGGUGACAAUGGAAGCACCAACCAGCAUCAAUCUUCAAAUGUGGUAGUAAAACCUUCAUCUGCACCAUGCAAUUCAACUCCCCCGGAUGCUUCUAAUUCAGACUCUGCUGCCAAUACAAAUGCCUCUGAAAAUCAAUUAGCAAGAUCCUUAUCAGAUGAAGCACUUGAAUCCCUUCUGUCAACACUAGACAGUGGUGGGCAAAACUUGGCAAGACCAGCUGGCCUCCCGUCAAACGAUCUGUUGAGAACAGCAGCUGAUCGGCCCGCUCAUGCUGUUGAUCUGAAGCUCAAGCUCCAUCUCUACAAGGUGCAACUCCUGCUUCUCUCUAGGAACUAUAAAGCAACAAAGCGUGAAGUUAAGCUAGCUAUGAAUAUUGCACGUGGUAGAGAUUCUUCCAUGGCAUUGCUUUUAAAAUCCCAGCUAGAGUAUGCUCGGGGUAAUCACCGUAAGGCCAUCAAGCUCUUGAUGACGUCAAGUAAUAGGACAGAAUCUGGAAUGCCAGGCAUAUUCAACAACAAUCUUGGUUGCAUCUAUCAUCAACUAAAGAAACAUCACGCAUCAACUGUGCUCUUCUCUAAGGGAUUGAGAAGUGGCUCAUCUCUCCGAUCAGAGAAACCUCUUAAGCUUUCAACUUUCUCCCAGGAUAAAUCUCUCCUCAUCGUGUAUAACUGUGGACUGCAAUACUUGUCCUGUGGAAAACCAAUAAUUGCUGCUCGUUGUUUUGAGAAGGCCAGUUUAGUUUUCCACAAUCAGCCCCUCUUUUGGCUCCGAAUUGCUGAAUGUUGUCUAUUGGCUCUAGAGAAAGGGCUUCUGAACUCCAAUGGAUCUCCGGCCAGUGGGGAAGAAGUUAGAGUCCAUGUUGUUGGCAAUGGGAAAUGGAGGCAACUUCUUGUGGAAGAUGGGACAUUAAGAAACAGAUACUUGGAUCCUAUGGAAGAGGAAGGAUUGUUGGGUGGUGAUGGCCAACACAUGCUUUCGAUCCCUUUUGCUCGGCAAUGUCUUUUCAAUGCCCUGUGUUUAUUGAACAGUUUGGAGUUGAAGUACUUAAAGGUUAGUAUGUCCAAUUCUGGUUCAGAAGAAGACGAGUCAAGUCUAUCAGGAUCACUUGAGAACUCGAACAACAAAAAUGUGUCGGUUGGUGAUUCCAAGGCAUCAAAUUUCACACUGGUUUCAGCCUCGGCUAAUGCAAAUGGGGAUGCAAAAGAGGCAAAGGGAGUGAGCCCCAACAACACCCUACAGAGUUCCGUCUCCGCUUAUGAGGAUAUGUGCAGAAGGGAGAACCACUUAAUCAAACAGGCUGUUCUAGGUGACCUGGCAUAUAUAGAGUUGAAUUUGAGAAACCCAUUGAAGGCACUAUCAGCUGCAAAUUCUCUUCUGAGAAUUCCAGAAUGUUCAAGGAUAUACAUCUUUCUAGCUCAUACGUAUGCAGCUGAGGCACUGUGCCAUCUGAACCGUGCUAAGGAAGCAGCUGAUCAUUUGUCAGUUUACAUAUCAGAUGGGAAUGUUGAGUUUCCAUUCAGCGAAGAUGACAAAAAGUGGCGGGUUGAAAGGGGUGGAGAUGGUGAAGAGUUAAAUGGUGCUUCAGUUGCUGGCAGUAAUACACCCAUAGAAGAUUCUCAAGGUAUCGUGUUCCUCGAGCCUGAAGAGGCACGUGGAACCCUGUAUGUAAAUCUUGCAGCGAUGUCUGCAAUGCAGGGAGAUCUUGAGCAGGCUCAACGGUUUGCAACAGAAGCUUUGUCCCAGAUGCCUAACCAUCCACAGGCAGUCAUCACUGCAGUUUAUGUGGAUCUUCUGCUGGAGAAGAAAGAAGCAGCCCUUGCCAAAUUGAAACAGUACAAUCAUGUUAGAUUCAUCCCUAGCAAUGUAACAUUUUAACAGUUCUGCCUGAUGGUUAUAUUGUUGGUUUAAUUGAUUCAAGUUUCCAGCCCAACACCCCUUGUGAGUUUAGCAGGUAGAGGAGGAAUCUUUUUAGAGAAUGUGUAACAUAUAUAAGAUGAGCCAUAGAAUAAGCUUUUCUUUUCCAUGUUUAGGGUUGGUGGCAUGGCACAUUGUUUUGAUUAGCGCAGUUGCCCCCUUUCAAAAUUCGAGAUGUAGUAGUUCUGAUUCAGAUCACUGUUUUUAGUGGCUAAUCCAGUCAGUAUUCAACAAGAGAGAUUGAGCUCUCAGAAAUGAAGAAAGGUUUGGAACAAUUCAUUCAUUCUGGAUAGUAAAUGCAAAGUACCAUUUUCAUUCAAA